Molecule: messenger RNA, 546 nt
Organism: Cooperia oncophora
Lineage: Eukaryota; Metazoa; Nematoda; Chromadorea; Rhabditida; Trichostrongylidae
Source: the annotation of a GenBank genome assembly
AUGACAGAUGAGAUUGUUGCUCUCAAACGGCUGAAAAUUGAGAAAGAGCGAGAAGGGUUCCCUAUCACUGCUCUUAGGGAGAUCAACAUGCUUCUGAAAGCUGGCAAACAUGAAAAUAUUGUAAAUGUACAAGAGAUAUUGAUAGGAAGUAAUGCGGAUAAAAUAUAUUUGGCUAUGGAAUUUGUAGAGCAUGAUAUGAAAAAUCUCAUGGAUACCAUGCACAAACGCGGGAAACGUUUUUCAUUUGGCGAACAAAAAACAUUAAUGAGGCAGCUGUUAUCUGGAUUGAAGCACCUCCAUGAUAAUUGGAUUUUACAUCGUGAUUUGAAAACUUCUAAUUUGUUAUUUUCUCACAAAGGUAUAUUAAAGAUUGCCGAUUUCGGUCUCGCUAGAGAGUAUGGUGAUCCACUGAGAGCGUACACGGCCGUUGUUGUAACAUUGUGGUAUCGCGCACCAGAGCUGCUUCUCGGUCAAAAGGUGAGUUGGCUAUGCGUUGAGUGUUUUGCCUUUUGUAACAAUUCGAAAAUUUUUGGAGUGGUUACUUGA